CGGGGACAGAAAGACUUUACCGUAUGUCAAAGUUCGUGACCAUAGUUGGAGGUGCUGCAGGGCUGCUUGCAUUCGUGGCAAUAGUCAUUGGAGUUGUGUGGUUCUGCAAAUCACAAUGUAAGACCUUAUCAAACAGGAAUUCAGAGACUGGUUCUUCAGACCCAUCUGCACCAACGGAGUGGAAUAGGGCAGGUGGACCCAGUUCAGCAGCAGGCCAGCCUACACUUGGACCACAUGGAGCAAGGCAGUUCACAAUGGAAGAGUUGGAACAAGCUACAAAGCAAUUUAGUGAAAGCAAUCUUAUUGGCUUUGGAAGUUUUGGUCCAGUGUAUAAAGGUUUACUCCGUGAUACUGUCGUGGCUAUAAAAAGGCGUCCAGGCGCUCCUAGACAGGAGUUUGUUGCUGAGGUACUUUAUUUGUCAGAAAUUCGUCAUCGCAAUCUAGUUACUCUUCUAGGUUACUGCCAAGAUAGUGGAUCUCAAAUGUUGGUCUUUGAGUAUGUACCAAAUGGCAGCAUCUGCAAUCAUCUAUACGAUAUCAGACAAGAGUCAUCAACUAAACUGGAGUUCAAACAGAGGUUAUCGAUAGCUCUGGGGGCGGCUAAAGGUUUAUGCCAUUUGCAUUCCUUAAAUCCCCCCUUGGAACACAAGAACUUCAAAUCAGCCAAUGUCUUAGUUGAUGAGAACUUCAUUGCAAAGGUUGCAGAUGCAGGAAUUUCAAAACUCCUAGAAAAGAUAGAAGAAGCAGGUCCUUCUCACGCAUCUCGUGUCAAUGCUUUUGAAGAUCCAGAGGUAGGAAUAUCAGGGACAUUCACUGAAGUGAGUGACGUCUACAGCUUUGGGGUGUUUCUUUUGGAGCUAAUAACAGGACAGAGGGCAACACAUAUCGACUCAUUAGGAUCUGAAGAAAGUUUCAUCCAAUGGGUUCGAUUACAACUGACUUCAAACAACUUUGUGGACUAUCGGCUGCAUGGAAGCUUCACUGCAAAUGGAAUCAGGGAUUUGAUCAGGCUGACACUCCAAUGCAUGAGCUUUCCAGGAGGAGGGCGACCAGUGAUGGAGAUGGUUGUGCAAGAGCUUGAAAGGAUUCAUGAAAAAGAGAUGGCACUUACAACAGUCAUGGGUGAGGGUACUACUAUAAUUACUCUUGGCAGUGAGCUAUUCACUUGAAAAUGAAGAUACAACAGCAACAAAGAACUUGCUCUCGUUAUAUUAUUGACUUUUGAGAGUGAAAGGAAUUAAUAUUCAAAUAUGA
Messenger RNA from Tripterygium wilfordii, 1254 nucleotides. RefSeq names its product putative serine/threonine-protein kinase. Gene Ontology annotation, biological process: protein phosphorylation. The record is from RefSeq and is a predicted model, not a curated record. Gene Ontology annotation, molecular function: ATP binding; protein kinase activity. The coding region runs from base 24 to 1169 and encodes 381 amino acids. Lineage: Eukaryota; Viridiplantae; Streptophyta; Magnoliopsida; Celastrales; Celastraceae. The transcript has 7 exons.